AUGAUGUCCUAUCUGAAGCAGAGCCCCUAUGGGAUGGGUGGGCUGGGCCUGGGCAGUGCUGUGGACCUGCUGCACCCCACUGUGGGAUAUCCAACUAAUCCUCGUAAGCAGCGCCGUGAGCGGACCACCUUCACGCGCACUCAGCUGGACAUCCUGGAGUCUCUGUUUGCUAAGACGAGAUACCCCGACAUCUUCAUGAGAGAAGAAGUGGCUCUGAAGAUCAACCUGCCCGAGUCCAGAGUCCAGGUCUGGUUUAAAAACAGACGAGCAAAGUGUCGCCAGCAGCAACAGAGCAACAACACAAAUACCAACAAUACGACUGCUACUAACAAUACCAGCACCUCCAAAGUGAAGCCUCUUAAGAAGAAACCAUCUCCAAGCAGCGGAUCCGAGAGUGGCGGACAUUUUACCCCUCCCUCCACCAACUCUUCUUCUACACCUCCUUUGUCCUCCUCUCUUUCUUCUUCUAUGGCCUCCAGCACAUGCCCUCCUGGUCUGAUGAACUCCUCUACCUCUGUCACAGCUCCAGUGUCUUCCAUUUGGAGUCCUGCGCCCAUCUCGCCAGCGCUAGCCCCGGUUAGCAUGCCCGACCCGGUUGGUAACAGUAGCGCGUCUUGCAUGCAACGUUCGGCCGCAAGUGUUGGAUCCACUGCUGCAACAUCCUAUCCGGUUUCUUACAGUCAAACGGUAGCAGCUUAUAGCCAUCACCAGGGUUAUCCCACGGCAACCUCAGGGUCCUAUUUUGGAGAUUGUGGAUCAUACCUACCCAUGCAUUCACAACACCACAUGGCUAACUCGACUAUGUCCGGUCAUCAUCAUAUUGGACACACUGGGCACCACCAUUCGCACCAUCACCCUCAUGCAGCCUCCCACCACCAGGCGUACUACAGCUCCACAGACUGUUUGGACUACAAAGACCAAGCAUGGAAACUCAACUUCAAUGCAUCUGAGUGUUUGGACUACAAAGACCAGGCGGCAUGGCGGUUUCAAGUGCUGUGACCACUCCCUGUUAGUUCAAACUGCAUUCAAAGUUCUGAUAUAGACUUGGGUACUGUGAAAACUUGAGGAGAAGAGGCUGCUUUCGUGAUUACACAAUUCAAAUGAAGACAAUAAUGUAAUGUAAGGAUCAUAAUUAGAUCUUACAUACAUUGUUGUCUUCCAGGCGAGUAGGUGUGAUGUAGGUGCACUUUUGCCCUAAUAUAUGGAGCUCAGAUGCACACUGGAGCCAGUUUUUUUCUAGUUCUGGGGUCAAUGCUGUUGAACCACCAUGCGUUCUUCAAUUGACCCUACUUAAUUUACCAAGCAAUGCCAGCAAAAAAUAAAAUAACUGGGUUCAUUGCUUAAUUGAUUAAAAUAAUAUCACAUUAGCAUUAAAAAUAAGUUAAUUUCUGCAACUUUUAACAUACAGCCUUUAGCAUUUGCGAAAAUCUGCUAGUAAAAGUUAGUGUGAUGUUCUCUACCCAUGGCACUGACACAGCCAUCCUUGGUUAUGUUCUGUUUUCAUUAUAUAGGUGGUUUCUCAAAUGGACAUUGAGAGAUUGAACUAAUAUUAAAGACAUUACAAAUAUAUAUAUAUAUUGAGGCACAAAAAUAUAUUUUUCUACUUUUACAACAGUUAUUUCUGGAUAAAGUUUUGGACAUGCAUCUUUGGAGUCUGAAUAGACAUAUACUCCUUGAACAAAAAACAAUGGACUUAUCUGUCAAUAUUUCCUAUUAAAUCUAUUGAGAUUUUCAAGAUGCUGCUAUAUGAAUUUCAGGUUUUGACUUUUUGGAAAGUGGGUGUUGUAUUUUGGAGAUAAAAUGGCAGCACUUGUUUUUAAGGUGAAAUAUUUUAGUUUUUUGUUCGUUGCAGAGAAGAGAAAAUAAAUAAAAAUGUG
Molecule: messenger RNA, 1877 nt
Organism: Periophthalmus magnuspinnatus
Lineage: Eukaryota; Metazoa; Chordata; Actinopteri; Gobiiformes; Gobiidae
Product: homeobox protein OTX1 A-like
Exons: 3
Coding region: 1-999 (332 amino acids)
Biological process (GO): multicellular organism development; regulation of transcription by RNA polymerase II
Cellular component (GO): nucleus
Molecular function (GO): DNA-binding transcription factor activity, RNA polymerase II-specific; RNA polymerase II cis-regulatory region sequence-specific DNA binding
Source: RefSeq, a predicted model, not a curated record